AUGGGUGACAACGCCCCCGCGCUACCAUCCAAGCAGCCACCGGCAAAUGAUCCGAACCCGAACCCGAACCCGAACCCGGACGUGAACGCGGUAGACGAAAGCCAACAAAGCCCCUUUCCUCUUACGGCUGUCGACAAGUGGGUGCUCUCUCAGACUGAUGAGGAAUUCAAGUGUCACUCAUGGGAUGAGCUGCGAACUCUUAUCCAAAACAAUGACCUCUCCGUCCUCAAACGCAAACCCUCCGACCUCCGGCGCUACAUGAAAUGGACAGCCGAGACCAAAGCCUCAUACGGCAGCAUGACCGCCUACCUGCUCGCCCACCGGUUACCGAAAGCCUGGGGAGCCGGACCGCCCUUCACGCCCGUCUCCGACGUCCCCUUUGCCGAUCCCUCCGACUACUGCGUCCUGCUGAAUGACUGGCCGUACGGGUUCGAGCCGGGCAUCACCCACAUUGUCGUGUGGACGCGCACCGUCAUUGCGACGGAUGAUGACAAGGGUGAUAUGACGCCUGAGAGUCGCAAGAUUGUGGAUGAUUUCGUGAAGCGGUACUUUGUUGAUCGGCUGGGCCCUGGUGGCGAGGAGAAAGUCUUGUGGUUCAAGAACUGGGUGGCAUUGCAGAGCGUGAGGGCGCUGGAGCAUAUUCAUGUUUUGGUGAAGGGUGUUGAUCCGGCGGUUAUUGAGGAGUGGACCAGGGUGCGAGAGUUGCAUAAGGCGUAG
This is a messenger RNA of Sordaria macrospora k-hell, 717 nucleotides long. RefSeq lists its product as uncharacterized. The record is from RefSeq and is a predicted model, not a curated record. Gene Ontology annotation, cellular component: cytoplasm. Gene Ontology annotation, biological process: N-acetylglucosamine metabolic process. Lineage: Eukaryota; Fungi; Ascomycota; Sordariomycetes; Sordariales; Sordariaceae.